AUGGGACCAGCGCUGGACGGCGUGGCGAGCAUCGGCCUGCAGCAGGCGAACCUCGGGGCCAUCGGCCUGGCCCAGGCCGACACCGCCGCGCCGGGCAUCACGCAGAUCGACGGGGCGGCGAUCGGGCUGGAGCAGGCGAACCUCAAGGGCCUCGGCAUCAGCCAGCUGGGCGACACCGCCGGGGGGCCGAGCGGGGCGUCGCUAGGCGUCUCGCUGCCUGAGAACCCGUCCGAGGGCUCAGGCGGGCUGCAGCUCGGCUUCCUGGCGAAGAGGCCCAACGAGUUGGCGAAGGGCUGCGAGACGCCGCCCGCGACCAGGGCGCAGGACAGCCCCGACGACGAGCAGCCCGAUAAGGUGAUCGAGGAGGCGUGGAGGACGAGGAUCGCGAAGUCGAGGACGGCGAUUGCCAGCAAGUACGACCGCUUCAAGAAGGGCAGCGCAGAGGAGCAGGCGAAGUACAAGAAUGCGCAGGGCCACAUCGGCAAGGAGAACUGCAUCCUCGAGUGGGUCGACAAGCAGUGGAACGUCAUCGCAGGCAAGGAGUCGGGGGUCGGCAUCACAGAGACGGGGGCGAUGGCGGCACUGAACACAGUCUUGGCGUGCCAGAAGCUGGGGUACCCCUGGGUGCAGUGGAACAGCUUCACCAAGCGCGCCGAAUACCUCUACUGCAAGUCGGGCUUCAAGAACAAGUUCGAGACGGCGUGGACGCAGUACCAGGAGCAGACGGGCGUGCAGGACGACCUGGCGCUCGACUUCCUGAAGGGGGGGGGCACGACACGCUGGGCGCAGGAGAGCGAGGCCAAGCAACAGGCGGCGGACGAGAAGAAAGCCGCCGACGUUGCCAAGCAGAAGGAGGCGGAGGCGACGAAAGCAAAUGAGGCGGAGGAGAAGCAAGCAAAGGCGGCGGAGGCGAAGGCUAAGGCAGCGGUCAAGGCCGCGGCACGGAGCACCAAGCGGACGAGGGGCGACCGCGGCGGCACGGCGACGCCGCCACCUGAGCCAGCUGGUGACGACGCUCCCCACCCGAAGCAGGCCAAGAAGGACGCGAAGAAGAAGCUCGACGACUUUCGCACGCUGAUCAGCCUGUACGGACAGGAGCUCACGUCUGGCAAGAUGAUCUUGCGCAACAUCGGCACGGUGGCAUCGUGGGAGCCCUUGGCGGACGAGAGGAUGAGCGGUGAUCUCCGCAGGGCAGUCGAGGCGCUGGAGAACACGAGCACCACCAACGCGCUCGCGGCGCAGCUGGUGACGCAGAAGUUUGACGCAGUGAGGGCAUACGUCGGGGAGGCAGAUUUCGACAAACAGAUCGACCAGAUCACGUCGAUCCUCAAGCCCAAGGUGGAUAAGCUGAACGCAGAGGUCGACGCCUUGAACCAGAUGCACGCUCUGGUCGUGAAGAAGGCACAGGGCGGCAGGUAG
Messenger RNA from Prorocentrum cordatum, 1419 nucleotides. The record is from the annotation of a GenBank genome assembly. NCBI's taxonomy places the organism in Eukaryota, Dinophyceae, Prorocentrales, Prorocentraceae.